This is a messenger RNA of Scleropages formosus (Asian bonytongue), 3511 nucleotides long. It is a transcript of the gene lrch3, whose product is annotated as leucine-rich repeats and calponin homology (CH) domain containing 3. Lineage: Eukaryota; Metazoa; Chordata; Actinopteri; Osteoglossiformes; Osteoglossidae. The transcript is spliced from 22 exons. Gene Ontology annotation, cellular component: cytoplasm. Gene Ontology annotation, molecular function: protein binding. Bases 56 to 2431 code for a protein of 791 amino acids. The record is from RefSeq and is a predicted model, not a curated record.
GCAGCCCAGUCGGUCCGCUGCGCAGAGGACGGAGACGCUGGGAGUGAACUGUGUAAUGGCGGCCGCGUUGUUGCUGUCGGCGGACGGUCCCGGAUCCACCUUUACGGUGGGCGGCGGGGGUGCGGCGGGAGCCCCCGGUAACGGGUUAGGGGCAGCCGCCGGGCCCGCCUCCUGGAACCGCUCCCUGGAUCGGGCGCUGGAGGAGGCGGCGGCCAACGGCUGCCUGAACCUGAGCGGCAGGAAGCUGAAGGAAUUCCCGAGGAGCGCGGUCAACCACGACCUGACGGAUACGACUCGCGCCGACUUGUCCCGCAACCGGCUGCCGGAGCUCCCAGUGGAGGUGUGUACCUUCGUGUCCCUCGAAAGCCUGAACCUGCACCAGAACUGCCUGCGCUCUCUGCCCGAGGGCCUGGUACACCUGCAGGCACUGACGUACCUCAAUAUCAGCCGGAACCAGCUGUCCACCCUGCCAGCUCCAGUCUGCAGUCUCCCUCUCAAGGUCCUCAUUGCCUGCAACAACAAGCUGCUGUCUCUGCCUGAGGAGAUUGGCCAGCUGCGGCAACUAACGGAACUGGAUGUGAGCUGUAAUGAGAUUCAGGUGCUGCCACCCCAGGUUGGCCAGCUGGAGGCGCUGCGCGACCUCAACAUCCGCAGGAACAACCUGGUCCGGCUACCUCCAGAGCUCGCAGAGUUGCCGCUGGUACGUCUAGACUUCUCGUGUAACAAGGUGACAUCGAUCCCUGUGUGUUACCGCAAUCUGCGACACCUUCAGAGCAUCGUGCUGGACAACAAUCCGCUGCAGAGCCCACCUGCACAGAUCUGUAUUAAGGGCAAGAUCCACAUCUUCAAGUACCUGAACAUGGAGGCCUGCAAGACAGCAGCAUCUGACUUGCCAGACUUUGACAGGAGAGCACUGGCCUUCGGAUCCUGUGUUGAGGAGCUGUACCCUGGACGACCAUAUGGGGCGCUGGACUCUGGCUUUAAUAGUGUGGACAGUGGGGAUAAGCGGUGGUCUGGUAACGAGCCCACAGAGGAGCUGGUGGACCUCCCACUGCGGGUGGCCGAGAUCACGAAGCAGCAGCGACAGCGAAGGGAGAAGGAGAGGGAGGAGGGUCGCCCAGGGGCUCUCAAUGGCACGUUGGAAGCAGAGCUUGAGCAGAUCGAUUACAUUGACAGCUGCACCGGGGAGGAGGAGGAGGAGCCACGACGCAGAGGGGCGGAGUCAGUCAGCCUGAGCUCCCAGUUUAUGGCCUACAUUGAGCGACGCAUUGGCAGGGAGGGUUCACCAGCCAAAUCCAGUUUCUCCCGGGAAGGACGGACAGAAGAGUCACGUCGACACAGUGCUCUCCAAAGCAGGAACGUGUUAGAUGGUGUGAGUUCACCUCAGUCUCCCUCUGCUGCUGCUCACGGACAGCUCUGUGCGGACGAGCCUGUGGGGUCGGGGAGUGCCGUUGAGAGCAUGAGGAGGGAGGCGCAACUGGCAGCCCAGCGCUAUGAGGAGGAGCGACAGAGAGUGCGUGUGCAGAGGGAGGUCGUCUCCACCUGCACCAAGCACAAAGCAGCUCAGAGUCCUACGAAAUUGAGUCCAACAGAUAGCGAGAACACGUGUCCUUCCCGACGUUCCACUCACACGGAUGACUCCGCCCUCUUCAUGCCGGACCACUGGCCCCGGCUUGUCUUUGAGAUAGACACUGACACCAACACUAUAAAGCGGAGGCCAGGUUCUCACAAGCAGGCUGCUGAACUCCCUGGCGCCACUCUGUGUCUAUCCCAGCUGGGUGAGGAGCGCUCUCCCCUCUCCCCAACAGCCCUCCAAUCACCUUCCUACCCUGGCCCUGCUGCCCCAACCUCCUGCCGGGGCACCGCCCCUCGACCUGAAAGCUUCUUAUUUCGCCUAAGCCAGAGAGAGGAGAGGAAGAGAGAGUGUGGCACCUCACAGACCAAAGCUGAAGAAACCCACCUCUCUGAGCCCCAGAGCCCUGUGGGAGCAGAGUUGGAGCUGGUGGAGCAGCUGCGCAAGAAUAUCGAGUCGCGGCUAAAGGUGUCUCUGCCCAGUGACUUGGGUGCAGCUCUGACAGACGGAGUUGUGCUCUGCCACCUGGCCAAUCACGUGCGACCGCGAUCCGUGCCCAGCAUUCACGUUCCGUCGCCUGCUGUGCCCAAGCUGACCAUGGCCAAGUGUCGGCGAAACGUGGAGAACUUCCUGGAGGCAUGUCGCAAAAUGGGCGUUCCGCAGGAGUGCUUGUGUUCUGUGACAGAAGUUGUGGGGGCAGAGGGAAUGCGUGUUUAUAGGACCAUGGAGGCCUUACUCUCCCUGGCUCCGCCCCUUGUGCCCCCAACCUCCAACCACCUUGCUGGAUUUGCCCUCUUCUACCUUUCUGUUAUGUCUUUGCUCUGUGCUCUCUACUGCCACCUGGUGCCCUGCCUAUGAGCUGCUUGUGCAAAACCAGUCCCCCCUCAAAACCACCACCUUCCCCCAGUUUCCUGCUGUAUGGGACGUGUGUGUUAAGCUCCGCCCCUAAGGGAUAUUCAGGGCUGUGAGGAAGUCAGAGUUUAUGGUGGAAAACAGUUUGCCUUAAAGGGAGCAGUUCGGCUGCAUGAGCUCAUCUUUGGUGUGAGUGAAAGGAUGGUGCGGCGAUCUCUGACGGCAGUCCUCCUCUGUUGUUAGUCACUACACCCGAGAGCCAUGGGAGAUUUCCCGGCCCCCAGUGGGGCCCUUUCUGUGCCUUACCACAGCUGCACCGUACACAUGGCACACGUGGACCAGCUGUGAACCUAAAGCCGAGCCAUGCCACAUAGACAAGCACACUCCGACCCUGCUCGGUCACCUGAGCAAGCGUAUUGACAUCAGCACCUACCUGACGGAGCACCCAAACAGGUGCCACCCACCCACACACACGCAGCGGAUGAUCCUUUCUGGGUGUUUUCCGACCAUGUUUCCAUUGUGUGAAAGGACCUGAACGUUAAUGGACACGAAGCCUGUGUCCAUCCUAAAUUAGAACUUGACAUGCUGUAGAGUGUGAGAAGAGCAUGUGAGACACAUAGACGGAGGGCUGGGAUGAGGCAAGAUGGGAGGGGCAGGGAGAACAUACAGAGGAACAGAUGAACACAGAAAGACAGGCAGGGUGAACGACAACUACCCCACACAGAGCAGAAUGACUUCUAUUCCCUCUCAAACCUUCUCUCCAUGUGUGUGUGUCAUCCAUCUUUCUGGAGUAACACUGAUCUGAAUGAGCUUGUUCUUUGGUAAUAAAGACAAAACCUUGUUCUGUCCUGACGGCUGUUCCUUGGGUUUGUCUCUUCGACUCCCCCAUGUUCCCAACCUGCCGCGAGAAUCAUGCACACGUCCACAGGGACACGUGCACCAUAAAAACUGGACACACGUGUGGCUAGGGCUCGCACAGUACACACAUUACUGAUAGGGUGGGCUGUUUGCUGCUGUUCCUCUCUGUUCCUUCUAGUUGGCUCACAGCGAGCUUCUUUCUUUUCUUCCGUUCACACCACCUCUGUG